Messenger RNA from Dicentrarchus labrax (European seabass), 1641 nucleotides. It is a transcript of the gene pgpep1l, whose product is annotated as pyroglutamyl-peptidase I like. Gene Ontology annotation, biological process: proteolysis. The coding region runs from base 961 to 1569 and encodes 202 amino acids. The record is from RefSeq and is a predicted model, not a curated record. Gene Ontology annotation, molecular function: pyroglutamyl-peptidase activity. Lineage: Eukaryota; Metazoa; Chordata; Actinopteri; Moronidae. Gene Ontology annotation, cellular component: cytosol. The transcript has 5 exons.
AUCGUCCCAAACGCGUCCUAGUCCCUGGCAGAUGUUAUGCUGCAUUUAAUGGCUGUCUGAAAUACUAACGCUCUGAUCUCGCAGUAGUAACCAGAUAUACGGUGAAGACAGCUGUGAGACUGUAAACUAAAACCUAAAGCUACAUUCUGAAAAUGUGUCGUGCAGUAGAAUAAAAUUAAAAGACGGUUAACCCUAACCCUAACCCUAUUUUUUAUGUUAAAAAUAAAAAGAUAAAGAAUCCAUUAGUGUUUCAUAUUCAAAACAAACCAGUUUGGAUUACAUAACUAAUUGACAACAAUUGAUAACUAAAAGCCUCCACUAAACCCUGCAAAAUUGUUAGUACAUUUGUGUUAGAAUGUAAAAGUACUGUACUUGAUUACUUCCAUUUUGUACUUUAUAGCAUAGUCCACUACAUUUGUCUGACAGAAACUUUACUUAUUUUCCAGCUUUUAUGUACAAAAUUGCUUAAGUAUUAUGAAUAAUCAAAUAAUAAAUAAUAAUAAUAAAUACUUCUCUUUCACCACAGAUGUAAAGUUGCCUAAAAAGCAGUGAUGUGUAGCUUUGUAGCUCAAACACUCCAAAAGAAAACUGCAUUUGGUUACAUUGUAAUUUAUUGUUUCUAAUUUUAAAAAUGACCAAAACAUUUUUGUGGACUGGUUUACUGAAUGGCCACCCACAUCAACGACUUUUUUGUCUUGUAUGUACUAAAUAUAAUAAUACAUAUUUUAAAAAGUCUUAUUAUCAGGCAAAUUAAAUGUGUAACUUGUUUUAACCUGUAAAUUGGAACCGAAGGCACCUGAAUGCAACACUCCCACACUCGCCAUUCAUGAUUUAUCUGCAGAGGAACAGCUCCCCCCAGCGGACAGUAAGUGAGUUGCAGGAGCUAAAAUAAGCCUUUUUAUUUUUCAAUGACAAGAAGUGCGUAACAAAGUAUAUUCCUUUACUGACAGUGACUGCGCCAUGAAUGGAAGCGAAGUAGUGGUCGUUACAGGCUUUGGACCUUUCAGACAGUUCUUAGUGAAUCCCAGCUGGAAAGCAGCUCAGGCGUUGAAGGUGGUCGGAUUGGGACAGCGGACUGAUAUUUACAUCAAAGAAGUGCCAGUGAGUUAUGUUAAGACUCAGCAAAUCAUUGCUGAGAUUUGGCAAACUCUUAAACCAAAGUUUGCCGUACACCUGGGCCUAGCCAGAGGUUCCAGAGUCAUCAUUCUGGAGCAAACGGCAAAGAACAGCAGAUACAGAGACAAAGAUGUGUGCGGUUUCUGUCCUGAGAGUCACUGCUGUGUGGAAGGAGGCCCAGAGAAACUAGACUCAGUCAUUAACAUGAGGGCUGUCUUCAAAGAGUUCAAACCAGGAGGGAUGGAUGUGAUUUAUUCAAGAGACGCCGGCAGGUACCUGUGUGAUUUUGCGUAUUACUGCUCGCUGUAUCACGGUCAGAGGAGAGCGGCCCUCAUCCAUGUGCCCUCAUCUGGCAGCCUGACCUCAGCUGACAGACUGGUGCCUCUGCUGCAGAGCCUCAUUCAGAGCAUGCUCGACCAGCUGGAGGACCCUUCAGACAGGCAGCCGCAGUGAGGUAGAUCUUCUAAUAACGACAUUUCACACCACAGAGAGGGAAUAACUAGAACAAACAGUCGUAGUUCUCAU